Messenger RNA from Etheostoma spectabile (orangethroat darter), 9262 nucleotides. RefSeq names its product kinesin family member 1Ab (gene kif1ab). Gene Ontology annotation, biological process: microtubule-based movement. The transcript has 49 exons. NCBI's taxonomy places the organism in Eukaryota, Metazoa, Chordata, Actinopteri, Perciformes, Percidae. Gene Ontology annotation, molecular function: microtubule binding; microtubule motor activity; ATP binding. The record is from RefSeq and is a predicted model, not a curated record. Bases 329 to 5500 code for a protein of 1723 amino acids.
UCCGGCCCUCCCUCCCUCCUGUUUCACACCGCUGCUUCCAACACCCUGCGCUGGUGCUGCUGAAGCUGAGGCUGACUCAUUCCCCAGUGGAUUCUCCAUGUAUGGAUGCUAAGGAAAAAGACGCCGUAGGCUGACCAAAGGCACUUCGCAAAACGAAGCGUACGGGCUGCUGAGGAGAUUCAAGAAGGAGGCACCGGAGGAUCCGGGCGCUGCUUUGAAUGGGCAGAGGACUCACCCUCCGCGGUCGUCGUGUCUGAGUUGCUGAGGUGCCAGGUGUGUGUCACACAGAUCUUCAGCUCUCCUGCUCACUCACACACCGUCUUGCAACAUGGCAACAGCUUCAGUAAAGGUGGCUGUGAGGGUCCGACCCUUCAACUCCAGAGAGAUCGGGAAAGACAGCAAGUGCAUCAUUCAGAUGUCAGGAAACACCACCACCAUCCUGAAUCCCAAACAGCCAAAAGAAAACAAGAGUUUCAACUUUGACUAUUCUUACUGGUCACACACCACGCCUGAGGACAUCAACUAUGCGUCCCAGGUGCAAGUAUACAAGGACAUCGGAGAGGAGAUGCUGCUUCAUGCCUUUGAAGGCUACAACGUCUGCAUAUUUGCAUACGGCCAGACGGGAGCCGGCAAAAGCUACACCAUGAUGGGGCGACAGGAACAGGACCAGCAAGGAAUCAUACCUCUGCUGUGUGAGGACCUUUUCACCAAGAUCCAUGGAAGCAAUAAUGACAACAGCAUGGGUUACUCUGUGGAGGUGAGUUACAUGGAGAUCUACUGUGAGCGUGUUCGUGACCUGCUGAAUCCCAAGAACAAAGGAAACCUGCGUGUCAGAGAGCACCCUCUGAUGGGACCCUACGUUGAAGAUCUGUCCAAACUAGCCGUCACCUCGUACAACGACAUCCAGGACCUGAUGGACUCUGGAAACAAGGCCAGGACCGUGGCGGCUACCAACAUGAAUGAGACCAGCAGCCGCUCCCACGCCGUCUUCAACAUCAUCUUCACACAGAAGAAACACGACAUGGACUCGGAGAACACGUCGGAAAAGGUUAGCAAGAUCAGCCUGGUGGACUUGGCUGGCAGCGAAAGAGCCGACUCAACGGGAGCUAAAGGAACCAGACUGAAGGAAGGAGCAAACAUCAACAAAUCUCUGACUACUCUGGGGAAAGUUAUUUCUGCUCUGGCUGAACAGGAAUCAAUACCACCAAACAAGAACAAGAAAAAGAAGAAGGUGGAGAGUUUCAUUCCCUACAGAGAUUCAGUUCUGACUUGGCUGCUGAGGGAGAACCUGGGAGGAAACUCUCGUACAGCCAUGGUGGCUGCCCUCAGCCCUGCUGAUAUUAACUAUGACGAGACCCUCAGCACCCUCCGGUACGCUGACCGUGCCAAACAGAUCCGCUGUAACGCGGUGAUCAACGAGGACCCCAACAACCGUCUGGUGCGUGAGCUGAAAGAGGAGGUGGCCCGCCUCAGAGACCUGCUGUUUUCACAGGGUCUGGGAGACAUCAUAGAGACGUAUCGCUGCACCGGCCCCGACAUCGCUGGUUUGAAAUACCUGUGCGAUUACAAGAACUUUGUGAAUAAUCGCCAGGCUGUCAAUCAAAGGGGUGAUCUCUCCGCAGUGUCCAAUGCCAUGACAGGAAUGAGUCCCUCCCCCUCGCUCUCGGUCCUAUCCAGUCGCGCCGGGUCCAUCAACAACCUCCAUGACCGCAUCUUCAGCCCGGCAAGUGAAGAAGCCAUCGAGAGGCUCAAGGAAACCGAGAAAAUCAUCGCAGAGCUAAACGAGACAUGGGAAGAGAAGCUGCGGCGUACGGAGGCCAUCCGUAUGGAGAGAGAGGCCCUGCUGGCUGAGAUGGGUGUUGCCAUGAGAGAAGAUGGAGGCACUUUGGGCGUCUUCUCCCCAAAAAAGACGCCUCAUCUGGUGAACCUGAACGAAGAUCCGCUGAUGUCAGAGUGUCUGCUCUAUUACAUCAAAGAUGGCAUCACCAAGGUUGGCCGAGAAAAUGCCAAGACUCGCCAAGACAUUGUUCUCAGCGGCCAUUUUAUCAGAGACGAACACUGCACCUUCAGCAGCACCACGGGCCCUCAGGGAGAAGGAUGUGUCGUCCUGGAGCCGUGCGAGGGCUCAGAGACGUACGUCAACGGGAAGAGAGUGAGCUCUCCCAUUGUUCUCCGAUCUGGGAACCGCAUCAUCAUGGGGAAGAGCCACGUGUUUCGCUUCAACGACCCGGAGCAGGCUCGUCUAGAGCGAGAGAGGACGCCGUGUGCCGAGACGCCGGUGGAGCCCGUCGACUGGGCCUUUGCUCAGAGAGAGCUGCUGGAGAAACAAGGCAUCGACAUGAAGCAGGAGAUGGUGCAGAGGCUUCAGGAGCUUGAAGAUCAGUACCGCAAAGAAAGAGAAGAAGCAAGUAACCUGCUAGAACAGCAGCGACUGGACUAUGAGAGUAAACUGGAGGCUCUUCAGAAACAAGUGGACUCUCGAUACCUGGAGUCUCCUGAGGAAGAGGAGGAGCCUGAAGAGGAAGUGCCGUGGACGCCACGUGAGACCGAUUUGGCUCUGUGGGCUUUCAGGAAGUGGCGUUUUUACCAGUUCACCUCUCUCAGGGAUUUGCUUUGGGGCAACGCCAUCUUCCUCAAAGAGGCCAAUGCUAUCAGUGUGGAGCUGAAGAAAAAGGUGCAGUUCCAGUUCGUGCUUUUGACAGACACCCUCUACUCUCCCCUGCCCCCCGACCUGCUGCCCCCCAGUGUGGCCAAAGAGAGGGAGAGACGACCUUUCCCCCGAACCAUUGUCGCCGUUGAAGUACAAGAUCAGAAGAACGGAGCCACACAUUACUGGACUCUGGAGAAACUCAGGCAGAGGCUGGACCUGAUGAGGGAAAUGUACGACCGUGCUGCAGAGCUCCCCAGCAGUGCUGUGGAGGACUGUGAUCACGCUCUGACCGGAGGCGACCCCUUCUACGACCGCUUCCCCUGGUUCCGUCUGGUCGGCAGGGCUUUUGUGUACCUGAGUAACCUACUUUACCCGGUGCCCCUCGUACAUCGCGUGGCCAUCGUCAGUGAGAAAGGAGAGGUGAAAGGCUUCCUCAGAGUGGCUGUGCAGGCCAUUUCAGCUGAUGAGGAGGCCCCAGAUUAUGGCUCUGGUGUGAGGCAGUCGGGCACUGCCAAGAUCUCCUUUGAAGAUAAACAGUUUGAAAAGUUCCAAACCGAGUCGUGUUCUGGUAGUCUCUCGCACUCCAACACCUCCCAGGAGGAGCUGCGGUUCGUGGAGGGAGAAGGACAGACCGCAGAGAUCGGAAUCUCUGCCGAUGAAGUCAACAACAACACCUGUCCAGCCGACAUAGAAGCUCCUCACAGCCCAGUGAAGAGUUCAGGUCUGGCUCUGGAUCUUCCCCUGGACCUCUCCCCGGAGAAAGCUCUGUCUCACCUGAAGAUCGGCAGCACCUUCACCUUCAGAGUCACCGUCUUACAGGCCUCCAGCAUCUCAGCCGAGUACGCUGACAUCUUCUGCCAGUUCAACUUCAUCCACCGCCAUGAUGAAGCUUUCUCCACUGAGCCGCUGAAAAACACAGGCCGUGGACCUCCGCUGGGCUUCUACCAUGUUCAAAAUAUCACAGUGGAGGUGACAAAGUCCUUUGUUGAGUACAUCAAGACUCAGCCAAUUGUCUUCGAGGUGUUUGGUCACUAUCAGAAACAGCCCUUCCCCCCGCUCUGCAAAGACCUGAUCAGUCCCCUGAGACCUUCCAGGAGGCAGUUCCCCAGGGUGAUGCCUUUAUCCAAACCAGUGCCGGCCACCAAGCUCAGCACUCUGACUCGCUCCACCGCAGGACCUUGUCACGCCAAGUACGACCUCAUGGUCUUCUUUGAGAUCUGUGAGCUGGAAGCUAACGGAGACUAUAUCCCAGCGGUUGUUGACCACCGAGGUGUGAUGCCCUGCCACGGCACAUUCCUCUUACAUCAGGGCAUCCAGAGGAGGAUCACAGUUACCAUUGCGCAUGAAACAGGAAGUGAUAUUGAGUGGAAAGAGGUGAAGGAGCUGGUUAUUGGUCGUAUUCGAAACACGCCAGAGGCCGAUGAGACCAUCAUAGACCCCAACAUCCUUUCCCUCAACAUACUGUCUUCUGGAUACUUCUGGCCAAAACACAACGACAACGUCUCCUUGGGAGUUGAUCAUAGAACCUUCUACCGAUUUGAGGCAGCAUGGGACAGCUCCAUGCACAACUCUCUGCUUUUGAACAGAGUCACUCCCUAUGGGGAGAAGAUCUACAUCACCCUCUCGGCUUAUCUAGAGAUGGAGAACUGCACUCAGCCAACAGCAAUCACCAAAGAUUUCUGCAUGGUGUUUUACUCCCGGGACACGAAGCUGCCAGCCUCUCGCUCCAUCAGAAAUCUCUUCAGCACCGGCUGCCUCCGGCCCUCUGAGAGUAACCGUGUCACUGGCGUCUAUGAAGUCACCCUCUGCCACGUGGCGGACAAUGGAAGUCCAGGCAUGCAGCGUCGUCGCAGGCGUGUGCUGGACACCUCGGUGGCGUACGUCAGAGGAGAGGAGAACCUGGCUGGGUGGAGGCCUCGCAGCGACAGCCUCAUCCUGGACCACCAGUGGGAGCUGGAGAAACUCAGUUUACUGCAGGAGGUGGAGAAGACCAGGCACUACCUGCUGCUGAGGGAGAAGCUGGAGGCAACUCUGCUGGCAGGACAGGAUGCGCUCUACAAGAGCAGCGACAUCAGCGAUUUUGCAAAGAGCCCCGUCCUCAGCCACAGUCCCGGCAGCAGCCCUGCCCUCGACUCCCCCAACCAGAGGCAGAGGGAGCUGGCUGCCAAGUGUCUGCGUCUGCUGAUGCACACCUUCAACAGGGAGUACAGCCAGGUGAGCAGCAGUGCCAGUGAGAGCAAGCUUUCUGAGAUGUCUGCGUCCCUAAUGAGAGACUCCUCCUCCUCCGGUCUGAGCACACUCACUCCGUCCUCUACCUGCCCCUCACUGGUCGAGGGAAAUUAUGAUAUUAGACACACUGAACCCAGUUCAGGAGCUUCCACACCCGAUCUGGACCCGUACAGCCCAGUAGACAGAAAGAAAACUCUCAGAGGAUGCACCUUUGUUCCUGACAUACAGGAGAUUCGUGUCAGCCCUAUUGUGUCAAAGAAAGGCUACCUGCACUUCCUGGAACCCCACACCAGCGGCUGGGUGAAGCGCUACGUGGUGGUGCGCAGGCCCUACGUCUACCUGUACCGCAGCGAGAGGGACAGCGUGGAGAGAGCUGUCAUCAACCUGUCGUCUGCAAAGGUUGAGUACAGUGAAGACAAACAGACCUUACUGCGGACUCCCAACACGUUUGCUGUGUGUACUGAGCAUCGUGGGAUACUGCUGCAGGCCACCAAUGACAAAGAGAUGCACGACUGGCUGUACGCUUUUAACCCUCUGUUAGCCGGCACCAUCAGGUCAAAGCUCUCCCGGAGGAAGUCGGUCCAGUCGAUUCCGUCGCCCACAUCUGCUCCGAGGAUGUGAGAGGUGAACCUUGUGGAAAACAACAGACAAAACAAUCUAUGCUCCACUCAGCAUCCCGUUCUAAUGAACAUAGACCAUAUAAACAAACUUAUACAUGAAAGCGCUUAAAUAACCUUCUAUAUGACAACUGCCCCGGUCCCAAACAUCACUCGAUCACUCAUCCCUAAACCCAACCCUGUCCUUUUUCUCUUUUUGCAGUCACCACCUCAAACCCUGCAUGGAGUGCUCCCUUAUGACCUGUAGAAGACCCCAUUAAUAAACUCGCCUCUGCUGGGCAUUGGGACUUUGAUUAGCUUUCAUGCCGAAAUCUGUCAUCUGUGAGGCUACCAGAUCCCUGUAGAGAGUUAGUAUGUGGUCAGUCCCUCCUUCACAAAUAAUAACAAAAAUAAGCCCCAGUUUUAAAUCAACCAUCCAUGUAUUUUUAAUUAACGCCAUUGGGUGAGUGGGAAAUUGCAAAUAUAAAAGUGGAUUGUUUUUGUGAAAGUGCAGGGAUGAUCGCUCAUUCAUUCAUUCAUCCAUCAUACACUGUACAUUACCUCAGUUUGUUGUUUGUGUCGUUUCUUUUCAAACUGAUUCCAUGAAAACUGAGUUUGUUGGCUAGAUUAAGGCAAAAUAAUCCCUUAUAAGGAGAGAUAAUUUAUGUCCUUUGCCUUGUUCUCGUUAUACACUUCUUCUUUUUUUAAUUAAUAAUCCCACUUGCGUGGAAUUAUAAAGGAUAAUGUUAUUUAUUGUUGCUAUUGUAGGUUUUCUGCACUGUUAUUUAUUUGUGACAGGACCACUGACCAGUUUUGUUGCAUGGCACUUUAUUGUCUCUAUUGAGUUAAUGUAUUGUACCAUUUACUCAUUUGUUUUAACCAAAGCAUUAGUUCUUGUUUUACUUGUUUCAAACCAUUGUUCACUGUGCUGCUGUGCUAGCAGACAUUUAAGAUGUUGAAGAAAUAGUUUGAUGUUUUGGGAAAUACACUUAUUUGCUUUCUUGCCGAGAGUCAGAUGAAGAUUGAUACCAUUCUGUACAGUCGGUAUAUAUGAAGCCGCAGCCAGUUAGCUUAGCUUAGCAUAAGGAAUGGAAGCAGGGAUAGACAGCUAGCCUGUGCAAAAGUAACAAAAUCUGCCCACCAGCACCUCAGAAACAAAACUGAAGUGUAAAAAUGACAUUUUACAAUUUUCAGAUGCGCCUGGCUAUUUCUUGGCCACUUCCAGGACAAAAGAAGAUACAAAUGAGAUUUAAUGUGUACAUUUGUGAGCUUUAAAGGUGUUGGUAGCUGGAUUUCCAGUCUUUAUGCUAUGCUAAGCUUAGUAUCUUCCCGGUACAAACCCGACUGUACCAUCCUCACGAGGACGCAGUCCCCAUACUGAGGUGUAGUACUGAGUUUUCCUCCAUCAGGGAACAUAAUUAUAUGCAUAAUCUCUGUAAGGGUUACUUUUGGAAAAAAGACAAAUACGCAUAUUACCCAACUCAUUACUUCAACUAUUUCUUUAAACUUAUCAAUUAUACCCAAGUUAACCUAAGAUGUUUUACUAUUUACUAUAAAUACACCGGGAGGACAACUGCUCUGUAUGUGGGUAGUUUCAAUUAAAUCAAAUAAGCACUUAUUCUGUCUGCUACAGUGAAUAGGUUUCCUAUUUAAGUCUCCUCUCCUAGCUAAAUGGAAAGUUGUAACUGACCAUGGAUCUGUAAUCUGUUGAAGGCCAUUGCUUUGAGCGGACAAGAGCGUUGUCCAAGCACCAGAUAGUGCCUCCCUUUCUUUACCUCUCUUUCUUCUCUCCCUUCUUCAUCGCUGUCUUUGACAUCAACACUGAAGUCGGUUACACGUGUCCAAGAUUAAGCUUUUAUGUAGAGUAAAAGUAGAUGCUGUGAAUCUUUUUUUUUAUAUAUAUAUAUUGAUGACCUAUGUCAAUGUUUUGGAGAGUGAAUGUUAUUAUUGAUGCUAUAUAGUAGCUGCAACAGUAUACAGCGUGUAUCUCAUUUUCAUUGGGCUAUAAAUGUUGCAUUUAAAAGCAAUCCCCCUGUUGGCUUUUGUAUUGUAGCUGCUAGAUAUUGGACAGCUUGAUGCUCGUCAGAAACCAGUCCAGUAUGAUUAGCUUGGUGUUGUUAUGACUUGUAUGUACAGGGAUGGUUUCUAGUCACUUUCUACCUGCUGUCUAUUAUUUUGCAUUAUACCAAGAUGACCCCACAUUUUAGUUUGAGAUCAAUAUUACCAGUGGAAGGGAAAAAAGUAACUCAAAUACUUUACUAGAAAGAAUGUUUAAGGUUGACAUUAUUUUUUAAUUUGUAUUGUGUUAAUUGCUUUUAAAGGGAUACUAUCUACAUCUGUUUUCACCUCCUUCUUCUUCUGUAAAUCUCUUUUAAAGAUGUGGUCAGCCAACCAUUUGGUCUUUCCAAUUUUCCUCUUAUUUCUCAUUUGACUGGUUAGGAUCAGCUUUUUGUUAAACCUGAUCUAUAAUCAGAUAACUCUGUAAGCCACAGGCCAACCAACCUGUUGAGCAACGCAGCCUAAUACCUAUAUAGUAUAUACGUUUUUUAAUAUAAAAAAGACAAUUAAAAGUUUAUAUUUCAAAUUUAAAUGUAGAUCAGUUGCUACUCCCCCAGUAACUUCUUUGAUUUUGAUAAUGAUAUCCUGUCUGUCAGCAGAGAAAAUAAUGGGAUUCCAUCCAUACAUGUUUGGGUCAUUUUGGUAUAAUAAACUUGGCUUGUUUUGUAAAAUGCCCAUAGAUAUAGUAUAUCUAUAUAUACACUGUAUGUUAUCUGUUGCCACAGAAGACAAAUGGAAAGUUUUAUUUAUAACAUUUAGAAGGAUGGAUUAUGUUCUUGUAAUAUAUUGCACUCAUGCACAAGGCAUCUUUAUUUAAUAUAAUUUUGUAUGAUGAUGUUUUAACAAUGUAUGGAAAAUACUGGUUUGUGUUUUUAAAAAAAAGAUAUUCUGACCCCGUCCUGACUGGAGAAGAUUUGAUCUCAUAGAAACUGUGCCAUGUUUGCUUCAGCAAUGAAACCACCAACGACACUGCACUAAAUUGCAUAGAUUUUUACAACUGGCAGAUGACUUGCAAUGCUUCCAACCCUAAUAGUUCAAGGGUAUCAUGUUUAAAAAACACUUUGUGAGACAGUUUUAGGGCACUGGCCAAUGUUGAAAGGUAAAUGAGUUGAUUAUUUUAUAUUUGGCUGGUCAUAGCUCUGGAUCAAAGCAUGCAGGUCCACUUAUAUUCUGCUGAACUCUGUCCCUCUCUCCUGCCUUACUGCUUGCUUAUGAAAACAGCUCUUCCCCCCCCCCCCCCCCCCCCCCCCCCCCCCCGAAGUGCUGCUUGUAAAGUAUUGUCAUUCAUGAUCCUUGUAAUGACUAACUGGAAACCUUCUUCUUGGCUCUGUCUUGUAUAUAAAUGGAGAUUUUCUGUGUUGGGUCUCAUCACACAGAUGAUAUUAACUCUCUCUUCCUCUGUAUACCAUGAUGAAUAGGAAUAACUGGCCUGCUGCUUCGUCAAGUCUCACCCCAGAGUAAAGAGUGCAGAUCAGGGAACAGUUUUGCACAUUUCAGCUCAGUGUGUGUGAGGUGGGCAUCAUGGACCGAGGAGAUGAACCCAGGUCUGCCACUCUUGCUCUGAGCUGCUUGACAGACGCAGAAACAGGUCUCAGCCUGCGAUGAGGUCUGAAUCGCAGUGCUCACGUUUAUCUUCUGAGUGUUCUGGAAUUCUUUCUCAUGUCUGUGGACACGUAACAAACGUAAAGAAAAAAAAUAUGGCAAAUAAAUGAGUGUUAAACUUAUGCAA